AUGAUGGAGCAGGGCGUCGUUCGCCGCAGCACUUCGGCGUUCUCGUCGCCGGUCCUCCUCGUCAAGAAGGCCGACGGGACGUGGCGCUUUUGCGUGGACUAUCGCGCCCUCAACGCCCUCACCAUUAAGGACGCGUUCCCCAUUCCGGUGGUGGACGAACUGCUCGACGAGCUGCACGGCGCGCGGUUCUUCAGCAAGUUGGACCUGCGAUCGGGCUAUCACCAAGUCCGCAUGCGGGCGGAAGACAUACACAAGACGGCGUUCCACACUCACGAUGGGCUCUACGAGUUCCUUGUGAUGCCGUUCGGGCUGUGCAACGCCCCGGCGACAUUUCAGGCGCGCUACUACCGGAAGUUCGUCGCCAACUACGGGGCCGUCGCCGCGCCUCUGACAGCCCUCCUCAAAAAGGAUGGCUUCUCGUGGACUGACACCGCGGCCUCCGCCUUCGCCGAUCUCAAGGCCGCGGUCACGUCCGCCCCUGUGUUGGCUAUGCCCGACUUCGACAAGGGCUUCGUCGUCGAGUGUGAUGCCUCGACGCAUGGGUUUGGCGCCGUUCUCAUCCAGGAGGGCCACCCGCUCGCCUACUUCAGCAGACCCGUCACCCCCCGACACCGCUCUCUCGCUGCCUAUGAGAGGGAACUGAUCGGCCUCGUCCACGCCGUUCGUCAUUGGAGGCCCUAUUUGUGGGGACGCCGUUUCGUCGUCAAGACUGAUCAUUAUAGCCUCAAGUACCUGCUGGACCAGCGGCUCUCGACGAUUCCACAACACCAUUGGGUGGGAAAGCUGUUGGGCUUUGACUUCACGGUGGAAUACAAGCCUGGCGCGGCGAACACGGUGGUUGACGCGCUCUCACGCCGCGACACGGACACGGGGGCCGUACUGGCAAUCUCGGCGCCACGGUUUGAUUUCGUCGAGCGUCUCCGUCAAGCUCAAGCUGCUGACCCGACCUUAGUGGCCAUUCAUGAUGAAAUUCGCGCAGGUACUCGUGGCGAGCCGUGGAAGGUCGUGGAUGGCGUACUCCAGUUCCGUGGCCGCCUCUACCUUCCACCUGCGUCCCCGUUCGUCCAGGAGAUCAUAGCGGCUAUUCACGACGACGGGCAUGAGGGAGUGCAGCGCACGCUUCAUCGUCUUCGCCGCGACGUCCACUUUCCCGACAUGCGCCGCCUCGUGCAGGAUUUCGUGCGCGCGUGCGAUACGUGCCAACGCUACAAGUCCGAGCAUCUCCAUCCGGCCGGACUGCUGCUGCCCCUGCCGGUGCCGCAAGGUGUUUGGACUGACAUUGGUCUGGACUUCGUGGAGGCCUUGCCGCGUGUCCGUGGGAAGUCCGUGAUCCUCACUGUGGUGGACAGGUUCAGCAAAUAUUGCCACUUCAUUCCCAUGGCCCACCCCUACACCACCGAAUCCAUCGCACAAGCUUUCUUCACCGACAUCGUCAGGCUGCACGGCGUACCGCAGUCCAUGGUGUCCGACCGCGACCCAAUAUUCACCUCCACGUUCUGGAAGGAACUCAUGCGGCUCAUGGGUACUAAGUUACAUAUGACGACCGCUUUCCACCCUCAGGCCGACGGGCAGACAGAGGCGGCCAACCGCGUCAUCGUCAUGUAUCUUCGCUGCUUCACCGGCGAUCGUCCUCGACAGUGGGUCCGCUGGCUCCCUUGGGCGGAGUACGUUUACAACACCGCCUACCAAACAUCGUUGCGGGACACGCCUUUCAGGGUGGUCUAUGGUCGUGAUCCGCCCACCAUCCGGUCCUAUGAGCCAGGCGAGACUCGUGUGCCUGCUGUCGCCCGCACCAUGGCGGAACGUGAGGAAUUCUUGGCAGAUGUCCACUACCGCCUGGAGCAAGCACAGGCCCUCCAGAAAAAAUACUACGACAAGGAUCAUCGUCCAGUUUCAUAUGUUGUGGGCGACUUUGUGCUCCUUCGCCUUCGUCAUCGCGCUCCAGCUUCGCUGCCUCAGGUCACCAAGGGCAAGUUGAAGCCCCGCUUUUUCGGGCCGUAUCGUGUCGUCGAGCUGAUCAACCCCGUCGCCGUCCGUCUCGAGUUGCCUCCACGCGCCAAGCUUCAUGAUGUGUUCCACGUCAGUCUUCUCAAGAAGUAUGUUGGACAUACUCCGGCUGCACCACCCGUCCUGCCGGCCAUCCAUCACGGCGCGGUCGAGCCCGAGCCCGAGCGUGUGAUGCGCGCGCGCCUGGCCCGGGGAGUUCAGCAGGUGCUCGUUCAUUGGAAGGGGGAGACUGCAGCUUCAGCUACUUGGGAGGAUCUUGACACUUUCCGCGAGCGCUAUCCAGCGUUCCAGCUCGAGGACGAGCUGGCCCUCGAGGGGGGGAGAGAUGUCAUGUGGGGACGCACCUACAUUAGGAGGAAGCGGGCCCGCGACGUACGCCGAGCCGCCGAACGCGCAGAUCGCGCGGUGAUCGCGGCCAGGAGCGAGGCUGGCUCAAACGACGCUCGUGGCUAG
Setaria italica (foxtail millet) is the source of this 2460-nucleotide messenger RNA. Its product is annotated as transposon Ty3-G Gag-Pol polyprotein. Gene Ontology annotation, biological process: DNA integration. The record is from RefSeq and is a predicted model, not a curated record. Lineage: Eukaryota; Viridiplantae; Streptophyta; Magnoliopsida; Poales; Poaceae. The transcript has 2 exons. Gene Ontology annotation, molecular function: nucleic acid binding. The coding region runs from base 1 to 2460 and encodes 819 amino acids.